Molecule: messenger RNA, 2109 nt
Organism: Protomyces lactucae-debilis
Lineage: Eukaryota; Fungi; Ascomycota; Taphrinomycetes; Taphrinales; Protomycetaceae
Exons: 1
Coding region: 1-2109 (702 amino acids)
Source: RefSeq, a predicted model, not a curated record
AUGCAGCAAGAGCAGAGCGACAACGCCAAGUUCUUUGGUCAGCAUCUGCCGCUCGACUACUGGUCGACUCUCAACGCCCACUCGCCACUCACCGUUCAAACACAAUUCUCGGCGUUACAAAACAACCUGCAGACCAUUCAGCAGCAGCAAGAAGCCGACCUUCCUGCUCUGCGCACCUAUUUCAACGAUGAGCUCUCACCACUCGGUGGAUCGACGCAUGGCGACGGCAACCUAUUGCAUGCGCCACCUUGUAGGCCUUACUCGAAGAUUGCCUCACCUACAGGCACACGCGCCUGCUCUUCAUUGCUCUCGGAACUCCUCAAGCCAGCAGCGACGCCACCCAUGCAUGAAGGUGUUGCUUCACCGUCAUCGACAAUCGGGACACAUGGCGACUUGGUCUCUGAUCAUGGUAGCUUAUCCACACACUCAACUCCACCUAUGCAAGCGUCACCACCGCCAGUCAAGCGCAAGACGUGUAUCUCUUUUGCAUGUGCCCCUAUGCCUGAUAAACACCCCACCACAACGUCAGGUACAACAAGUCAUGCAGGGAGUGCCGUAGGGUCUGCGAAUCGAUCGCGUGCGUGUUCAAUUGCAACAGACAAGUCUGCAGCCGAGGAAGCUGUCGUCCUCCCAAAACGCACAAUCACAUUUGCUUGUGGUGCUCAACGGACGUCACCGGAGAAGGCGGUGCAGCCUGCUGUACCUGUGCGUGCUGGUUCACCUUCACAAAUUGAUACGUCUUGUGAAGCGACACCGGUCCCGAAACGUACGAUUUCCUUUGCUGCCGCUGCACCGAGCACGGCGACACUCCCACCCACAACGACAGCCAACACUCGCCCUACUCUUGCACGAGCGACACCGUCAGAUGCAAGUGGGCAUAGCAGUGAUGUCCCGCUUACCAACAGCACGCACAAUUCGCGUCGUCCCUCCAUGGAAUCUGUCUUGACGGGUGUUUCGGAUUCUCGCAGGCCGAGCUUGACGAGUGUGGGUGGUGCAUCCCCUGUUCUCCAGCCACGUCAAGCGCCUACGUGUAAAAGUACUUUGGACGCCAUGUUGCAGAAGGAAAAGAUUGCCAAGGUGAUUGAACCGGUGUUGGAAGAGGACGAGGAUGAAGAUGCAGAUGAACUGGAUCCUGCCUCGCCGUUUGAGCUGGACUCUGACGAUGAUGGGUAUGUUGAGGAUGUUGAAUCUGACGAAGACCCAGAUGAGGAUGAAGAUGAGUUGGAUGAAGGCGAUGAGGAUGAUUUACUCCUCACAAAGCGCAACAGUGCCUGUGCUACGCCACGUCAAGCACCGCGUUUCGCACAACUUGACUUGGGUGGUGCUGCUGCAAUGGAGGAUAUGGAUGCACCCCUCAAAACACCCGUUUAUCGACCCGCUUGUCCAAGCGAAUCCGAUUUACCAGAUACGACUGAUUUCGCUCCGGGUACUUUAGAUGAAGAUCAACCUGCGUGCGUUGCAUUCGAUUGCGCUGUACGUGAUCGUGCAUUGGCUCGACGGAUCGCUACACCACAAGAUAUUGAUCCUACAUUCCCCGAUUCAGGGAGUGGUAGUGAUAGCGAAGCGGCAGUGGAUCGUGUGGAUGUUCAAGAAGCUGCAAAGUUGAAAGCUGCGCGUCGUGGCUUAGGUCGAUCGCCUGUGCCAACGACUACAGUGAUUGUUGAUGGUGUUGAAGGAACGGGCGCAAUGCCUGUUCGCUUGAAUUCACCACCACCUGCACGCAAGAGUGCUUGGGCAUUACGAGCACGCAGUCUUCCUGCUCGUCGACCAGUUGUGAGAAAGCAAACGUCUGCUAUGGGUGGUAAAGAAGGCAUGUAUGCACCGAAACCACAACGUGCCGUGACGAUCAAGCAAUCCAACGAGCAGCGCGCUCAACGACGCAGGGAUAAACGUGAGCUCAGGCAUCAAUUGCAAGGUGGACCGAAACCCGUCAAGAGCACAACUGCAGCUGCUCCAACGACGACUGCUGCAGGUGGUAUGGAGAGUGAGGUGAGUGAUCCUGUUGUUCGGGUGGAUGUAUCUGGACACGAAAAGAUGAAGGCGAUUGGAUGCAAGACUAGGAAACAAGCUGAGAACCCAUGCUUGAUCAGGCCUGUUAUGUCUAUUUAG